CGUAAGUGUCGUUUGCCGUGUGUUUGUGUAUGCGGUUAGCACAAAUCCAGCGAGAAAGAAACAGAAAACAACCAACGUUGGCUGUAUUAACUUCAAAAUAAAGUUCAGUUUAAGCUGGAGCGCGCAGUCGAGGUUGCGUCGUUUGUUCGUUCGGUUCGGUCGGUUUUCGGUCGGAUUUAGUCCUAUAUGUACGUUUCGGCUAGUUCCUAUAUGUACGCAUGAUACCAGAUCGUCAGACAGCAGAUCAAAAAAAAAGAUUCAUGAGUACGACAACAGGAAAGGGACACGUCGCAAAAGGACUCUUCGGGAGAAUUAAACUACCUUAAUACUAGUAGCUAAAUAUUAGUUAAAUAUGUCAAAUCAAGGUUCCAGCCGAGGAACCAUCGGGCUAGUUGGAUUUACGCCACAGAACAGCACAGAUCAAUGGUCCUCGGACUUGGAGGGCAACAAGAUGGGCCCGGGACCAGGCUUAUCCUGCUGUGGUGGAGGAGGCCUAAUAAAAUCCAUCGGAGAACCAGCGUACCGAAAGAUUGGACGGCGAAAGAUACUUCAAAUCGACGUUCAUGACCCUGCAACGACGGCAAAAGCAACGGCAAAACUCAAUAGAAUCUAUUUAUGUACAUUUAACCGAAUGGCACAGAGCUGUAUAUAUUUUGUAUUAUUUUUAGUAAUCCUAAGCCCAAAUACUAGUUGUGCUCUACGGAGUAGUGAGGGUGAGACUCAGAAUUAUGCCGGAAUACUCAGCAACAGUAGUAGAACAACAACAACAAGCCCAUCAUUUCAUAAUGAUGAUGAUGAUGCCCACAGCUACAGCUCCUCCAAGGUCGAUUCCGCCGGCCUGGGAGGUGAAAGAGCGGGUCAAGCACAGGCCAUUAGUGGUGGCAAAUACGAUAAUAACUAUGAAAAUACUCACACAAAUGAUGCCAGUGCGAGAGUUGAGGAGGUUUAUAAACAGCAAAUGUCGAAUAGCCUCGACUUCGACGGGGUCGAUAUGUUUGGCGCCUUUAGUAUUCCUGAAGAGGCGAUAUACACGAACGAGUUCGCUGUUAAUAUUCCAGCUGGCAAGCAUGUGGCAGAUGUCAUAGCCACCAAACAUGGAUUUAUCAACAAGGGACAGAUUGGAUCUCUGGACAACUUCUACCUGUUCCAGCAUCAUCAUGUGUCGAAGCGUUCACUGCGCUCCAGUCGCAAGCAUCAGGGAGCCCUUAGAUCAGAGAACGAGGUGAAAUGGAUGCAGCAGCAGCACGAAAAGGUGCGCCGGAAGCGGGACGGACCCUAUCAGGACUUACCUACCUACAGUCCGUAUAAUCUUUUACGCCAAUCCGGCGGCUACGUUGUCGAUCAGAAUCCGCAUCUUUCAUUCUCCCCAGAGUCAAUUUCGUUAGCAUCGCACUCACCGCGAAUGGAGUACCGGGACGUUAGCUCGCAUUUUAUCUUUCCGGAUCCGUUGUUUAAGGAACAGUGGUAUCUGGUGAGUAAAAAUGGCGGUGCAAAGGAUGGCUUGGACAUGAACGUGGGUCCAGCGUGGCAGAAGGGUUACACGGGCAAGGGCGUGGUUGUGUCCAUUUUGGACGACGGCAUUCAAACAAACCACCCGGAUUUGGCCCAGAAUUAUGAUCCGGAUGCCUCAUUCGACAUAAAUGGCAACGAUUCGGAUCCCACGCCCCAGGACAAUGGAGACAACAAACACGGGACCAGAUGUGCCGGAGAAGUCGCCGCGGUGGCCUUCAACAAUUACUGCGGCGUGGGUGUGGCCUACAAUGCCAGCAUUGGUGGAGUCCGUAUGUUGGACGGAAAGGUGAAUGAUGUGGUGGAGGCUCAGGCAUUGAGCCUUAAUCCCGCACACAUUGAUAUAUACAGCGCCUCCUGGGGGCCCGAAGAUGACGGCUCCACUGUCGAUGGUCCCGGUCCGUUGGCUCGCCGGGCUUUCAUCUAUGGCGUGACGAGCGGGCGACAGGGAAAGGGAUCGAUUUUCGUAUGGGCCUCGGGCAAUGGCGGGCGCUAUACGGACUCCUGCAACUGCGAUGGCUACACCAAUUCGAUAUUUACCCUAUCCAUAUCGAGUGCAACUCAAGCAGGCUUUAAGCCCUGGUAUCUGGAGGAGUGCUCAUCCACGCUGGCCACCACCUACAGCUCCGGGACGCCGGGGCAUGACAAGAGCGUGGCCACCGUUGACAUGGACGGCCGCCUGAGGCCAGACCACAUAUGCACCGUGGAGCACACGGGCACAUCGGCAUCCGCGCCACUGGCAGCGGGGAUUUGCGCCCUGGCGCUGGAGGCCAAUCCGGAACUGACUUGGCGGGACAUGCAGUACUUGGUCGUUUACACUUCAAGGCCGGCGCCACUGGAGAAGGAGGGCGGAUGGACGCUGAACGGUGUGAAGCGAAAGUACAGCCACAAGUUCGGCUACGGACUGAUGGAUGCCGGUGCCAUGGUGUCGCUGGCGGAGCAAUGGUCAUCGGUGCCGCCGCAGCACAUCUGCAAGUCGCGGGAAAACAAUGAGGACCGCAAGAUAGAUGGCACUUAUGGCUAUACGCUGUCCACGCACAUGGACGUAAAUGGGUGUGCCGGCACCAUCAACGAGGUGCGCUACCUAGAGCAUGUGCAGUGUCGCAUAACGCUGCGCUUCUUCCCGCGGGGCAACCUGCGCAUCCUGCUCACCUCGCCGAUGGGCACCACCAGCACCCUGCUGUUCGAACGGCCGCGUGACAUUGUCAAAUCCAACUUCGACGACUGGCCCUUCCUGAGCGUUCACUUUUGGGGCGAGAAGGCCGAGGGCCGCUGGACCCUGCAGGUCAUCAACGGGGGUCGGCGGCGCGUCAAUCAACCGGGCAUCCUCUCCAAGUGGCAGCUCAUCUUCUAUGGCACCUCCCACCAGCCGAUGCGGCUCAAGUCGGAGCUGCUUAACACCAGUCCCCAGCUGCGCAGCCCCAUCGGCUCCAAUCCCUUUCUCAUCCCGUCGGCCUCGAAUAUUGGCCAGCCCGCUAACGAGGGUGGAAACUUCAAUACGGACAGUUUUGCCAGCUACCUAAAUUAUCAGAACAUUUUUAGCAGCGCCGGCUCCAAUCCGGAGCCAGCAACAGCCACUCUCGACGGUCAGAAUGUGACCACUUCCGUAGUGGCGUCCGCUGAAUCCGUUGGCGGUUUUACCGCCUCCGCUGCCCAACUGAUGGCAGCACCGGAUGAGAGGGAUGGGGACAAGAAGAUACUGCACUCUUGCGAUGCCGAGUGCGACUCCUCGGGUUGCUAUGGCCGUGGACCCACCCAGUGCGUGGCCUGCAGUCACUAUCGCCUGGACAAUACUUGCGUAAGUCGCUGCCCUCCGCGUUCCUUCCCCAACCAGGUGGGAAUCUGCUGGCCCUGCCACGACACAUGCGAAACGUGCGCCGGCGCCGGACCCGACAGCUGUCUUACCUGUGCCCCGGCCCACCUGCACGUCAUUGAUCUCGCCGUCUGCCUGCAAUUUUGCCCGGAUGGAUAUUUUGAAAAUAGCAGGAAUAGAACCUGUGUUCCCUGCGAGCCCAACUGUGCCUCGUGCCAGGACCAUCCCGAGUUUUGCACCAGCUGUGACCACCACUUGGUCAUGCAUGAAAACAAAUGCUACUCGGCCUGUCCUUUGGACACGUAUGAAACGGAGGAUAACAAAUGUGCAUUCUGCCACUCGACUUGCGCCACCUGCAAUGGCCCCACGGACCAGAACUGCAUCACGUGCCGCUCGAGUCGAUAUGCCUGGCAAAACAAAUGCCUUAUUAGCUGUCCGGACGGAUUUUAUGCCGACAAAAAACGGCUGGAGUGCAUGCCCUGCCAGGAGGGAUGUAAGACCUGCACCAGCAACGGAUUCUGCUCCGAGUGCCUUCAAAACUGGACGCUGAACAAGAGUGACAAGUGCAUCGUGGCCGGCAGCGAAGUCUGCAGUGAAUCUGAGUUCUUUAGCCGAACUGAGGGGCAGUGCAGCCCAUGCCACGCAUCCUGCGGCAGCUGCAACGGACCGGCGGAGACGAACUGCAUGUCCUGUGCCCCGAGUCGACUGCUGGAGCAGAGUCGCUGUGUGAACGGCUGUCGGGAGGGCUUCUUUAUGGAAGCUGGCUCCGUUUGUUCACCAUGUCUGCACACAUGCAGCCAGUGCGUCUCGCGGACGAACUGCAGCAAUUGUUCGAAGGGUCUGGAGCUGCAAAACGGCGAGUGCCGUACCACCUGUGCCGAUGGUUAUUACAGUGACCGUGGCGUCUGCGCCAAGUGCUACUUGAGCUGCCACACCUGCAGCGGUCCGAGGCGGAACCAGUGCGUCCAGUGCCCGGCUGGAUGGCAGCUGGCCGCCGGUGAAUGCCAUCCCGAGUGCCCCGAGGGCUUCUACAAGUCGGACUUUGGAUGUCAGAAGUGUCAUCAUUACUGCAAGACGUGCAAUGAUGCUGGUCCAUUGGCGUGCUCCUCGUGCCCGCCGCACUCGAUGCUCGACGGCGGCCUGUGCAUGGAGUGCUUGAGCUCACAGUAUUAUGACACCACAACGGCCACCUGCAAGACCUGUCACGACUCGUGCCGCUCCUGCUUUGGUCCCGGCCAGUUCUCCUGCAAGGCCUGCGCUGCGCCACUUCACCUGGAUCAGCUGAACAGCCAGUGUGUGCCGUGCUGCCAGAACCAGACGCUUGCCGAAAAGACCGCCUCAGCGCCAUGUUGUAAUUGCGAUGGAGAAACUGGCGAGUGCAAGGCUACCUCUACGGGCGGCAAACGGCGGACGGUUAUCGGCAGUGGAAGUGCCUACAAAAGCGGUGAACCUGAGCGCGGAUCCUUUAAGAGUGAUGGCAAUAGCAGAGAGUUUGUCCUGCGACUAGACUCACCUUUAACGGCCAUCACAGCUAUUGCUGUGGCCAUCUGCCUCUUGAUCAUAACGAUAUUCUCUAUCAUCUUUGCUGUUUUACAGCGUAAUAGCAACCAUGUAUCCAGAAAUUCAGUGCGGUAUAGGAAAAUAGCGAACACAUCAUCGGGCAGGCGAAAGAACAUGUCCGCGAAGCCCACCAGCGAUGCAAGAUUCAUUUUUAACAUUGGCGAGGACGAAGAUACAGAUGGUGAUAAUUCCGAGGAUGAAUUGGACGGUAACGUGGGCACAGAUAUAAACAGGAUAGUCUACGACGGCAAAGGCACGGAUCAUGGACACGAAUUUUACAUUGAGAGUACAAAUGAUAUUGAUGCGAUCGAGUUUCACUGCAAAGGAGCGCAGAAAGCAGAGUCCCAACCUCGAAGGUGCAAUGAGAACGGUGAUGAUGAUAUUCAUGCGACAGCGGACAGAAGUCUGUAUUCGUCAACAACGAGCCGUACAAACAUCCGUAGCUGAUUGAUUGAUCAAUGGACAACGCAACAGCGAACAUAAAAUUGUACCAACAAGAACUUUGAUCUUGGCUUUCUUGCUCUGGACUAGUAAAUUGUAACCUUGCUUUGAGGAAUAUAGCAAAUCGAAAUAUUUAACAUCUGAAAAUGAUAAAAAUUUAUAUGUGAUUGUGAAUUGUUUUUAUAUAUAUAU
Molecule: messenger RNA, 5515 nt
Organism: Drosophila takahashii
Lineage: Eukaryota; Metazoa; Arthropoda; Insecta; Diptera; Drosophilidae
Gene: Fur2
Product: furin-like protease 2
Biological process (GO): peptide hormone processing
Cellular component (GO): neuron projection; membrane
Molecular function (GO): serine-type endopeptidase activity
Source: RefSeq, a predicted model, not a curated record